This is a messenger RNA of Dicrocoelium dendriticum, 1377 nucleotides long. NCBI's taxonomy places the organism in Eukaryota, Metazoa, Platyhelminthes, Trematoda, Plagiorchiida, Dicrocoeliidae. The record is from the annotation of a GenBank genome assembly.
AUGCACCGGAUAUUCAGAAACUCAGGAAUCAUUUUACAAAUACGGACAGCAGUAACUGCCACUGCAGCCAAGCCGGCAAGCCCUUUCCAAUCCGUAGUGAGCACCAGCGAAGAGGGCUUCAACUUGACAUGCCUCAGUCAACCUCCGCUCUGGCCUGGCCUAUCUCGGGUGGCAGUCGUAUUCAAUGCGGGAUCUCGUUACGAAAUGAAUGGCAAGGAUCGUGGAAUCACGCAUCUGAUUCGUCGAUCGUGUGGGCUGUCCACCACCGAUUUCACGGCUGUCAAUCUAACUAGGCACUUUCAACAAAUGGGAGCCCGUGUCGCCUGCUACACCACUCGAGAGCACAUGAUUUACACCGUCGACGUAGCUCCCAACUUGGCCUCCCGCGCCGGUUACUUGCUCGCUGAGAUGGCCACUGGGGUUGCCUACUAUCAUUGGGAACUGAAAUCUGUGGCGAACAAGUUGAUGCUCCGUGAUAUCGAUCUGCUGCAACGUCGGCAGUUUCCUGCCUUAUGCAUGGAAUUGCUUCAUGAGGCUGCGUUUGGCCUCAGUCCCAGUGGUUCUGGUUUGGGCAACUGCUUAUUCGCCCCCGUGGAUCGUGUGGGCAGCUAUUCCUACGAACAAAUUGAACAAUUCCACCGGCAUUUCUUCACACCGUGCCGUUGCACUCUUGCAUUGGUCGGCCAUGAACCGGGCCAGGAUGGGAUGGAGUUGUUGCGUGAGAUCAAGGGUGGCCUGAAGGUUCGACCACCACAAGCGAUUCCGGAGAAAACCGGCAAAUCUCAUGGAUUCAUCGGAGGCGAUGUUCGUCGUGACCUGGCUGCUGCUCCGCAUGUGUACGCCAAUGUAGCCUGGCCCACCAGUGGUUUGUAUUGCCCUCACAAGCUGGCCAUUGAUUUGGCCGUAUGCCUUACGACUGGGUCCACAGGACGCGUAAGUUACGGUGGUGUGGAUGAAUCUACCGACGAUACACAGUUGGCUGCAUUUCACAAAGCAUAUGACGGCUUUGGCAUGUUCGGCCUAAGUGUCUUUGGUUAUUCGGCCAAAGCGGUUGAGGACCGGCUGAUCCGCGCCAUCCACGCCUUGCGAAAGGCCAAGAUUACUCUCGAUGAGUUAAGGAUCGCGAAAUCCCUGUACAGAGCGGAUCUCUCGAUGAUCAUGGAAAGCCCUGCAGCAUUGGCUGUCGACCUGGCUGUGCAAGUCUCCCGAUCGGGGAAGGUAUACCACGCACCUUUGCACCGAGCUGCUGCGAUCGAUAACAUCUCAACGACAGAAGUGAAAGAGGCUCUGAAUAAGGUUUUAUCCUCUCCUAUCGCCGCGCUCUCCGUCGUCGGCCCAGAGGCCUCCGAGAUUCUACCAGUCCAAGUGCUUUUGUCU